GCUGUCAAAUAAUAAUUGGUAAACGACGCCGGCAAUCGUUUACGCGUAGAAAUUAUAUAUUUUUUAAAAUAGCUCAAAAAAGCAUAAAGUUGCUAGCUACAAAAUGUCUUUCAAAGGCAAUACAAAGGUCCAAAAGGUGAUGGUACAACCCAUCAAUCUGAUCUUUCGUUAUCUACAGAAUCGUUCGCGCGUACAAGUAUGGCUUUAUGAAAACGUUUCGCUGCGCAUCGAGGGACACAUUGUUGGUUUCGAUGAAUAUAUGAAUCUGGUGCUGGACGAUGCCGAGGAAGUUUGGGUGAAGACGCGUACACGCAAGAAUCUUGGACGCAUCAUGCUGAAGGGUGAUAACAUAACAUUGAUACAGAAUGUAAGCCCGUCAAAAGACUAAGCGGCGCAGCAAAAGUGAGGUUAUGUGCCACAGUAACCGAAAGAGCGCAAUUCUGGGGAAAGUGGCGUUCCCAAAUGUAGGCGACUAGUGGAACAUCUAGACUUUAAUAUUAUGCAUAAAAUUAAACUAAUACCGUAAUUUCUUUACUACAUUUACUUAAACUGUAUGCAAAAUCUGUAUUUUCUAUGAUGCACCAAUAAGAACUCAGAUUGCACAAUGGUGGAU
This is a messenger RNA of Bactrocera neohumeralis, 613 nucleotides long. RefSeq names its product probable small nuclear ribonucleoprotein E (gene SmE). Gene Ontology annotation, biological process: mRNA splicing, via spliceosome; spliceosomal snRNP assembly. Gene Ontology annotation, cellular component: U4 snRNP; U4/U6 x U5 tri-snRNP complex; precatalytic spliceosome. The coding region runs from base 104 to 388 and encodes 94 amino acids. Gene Ontology annotation, molecular function: RNA binding. The transcript has a single exon. The record is from RefSeq and is a predicted model, not a curated record. NCBI's taxonomy places the organism in Eukaryota, Metazoa, Arthropoda, Insecta, Diptera, Tephritidae.